Messenger RNA from Dromaius novaehollandiae (emu), 8246 nucleotides. It is a transcript of the gene BTRC, whose product is annotated as beta-transducin repeat containing E3 ubiquitin protein ligase. The transcript is spliced from 18 exons. The record is from RefSeq and is a predicted model, not a curated record. The coding region runs from base 124 to 2214 and encodes 696 amino acids. Lineage: Eukaryota; Metazoa; Chordata; Aves; Casuariiformes; Dromaiidae. Gene Ontology annotation, molecular function: protein dimerization activity.
GCAGCGGGGCGAGGUGGAGGGGGGGACGCGGGGAAGCGCAGGUUCCUGUCUGCGCUGGCUGCGGCCUGGCACUGAGGGAAGGGGCGGCCCUGGCCCCGUCCCUGGUGGCGGCGGCGCAGGACUAUGGACCCGGCCGAGGCCGUGCUGCAGGAGAAGGCCCUGAAGUUCAUGCCCCGAAUACACAUGCCAAAAGAUGGAUUCCAACUUAUAUCUUCUGGAUACCAAGCAUGGCUAAAGCAGAGGCUGAACAACUCCUGUAACCACUCUCUGAGGAGAACGUUUCUUCACAAACAUGUAUCUAAAAGCUGUGAUGUGAUCCUCCUGGAUCCUGCUCAGUGCUCUAUGCCCAGAUCUCUGUGGCUGGGCUGCUCCAGCCUGGCGGACAGCAUGCCCUCGCUGCGAUGCCUGUAUAACCCAGGGACUGGCGCACUCCCAGCUUUCCAGGAAAUGGGGCAAGUUGGAAGACAACUAACUUCAUGGCAUCUUGGGGCAACAGGAAAGAAAAAGAACAGAUUAGAUGGGAGAAACCUCCCGACUGCUGACAGGCUGCUGAAUUCUUCUGAGAGAGAAGACUGUAAUAAUGAUGAGCCCCCUAGGAAGAUCAUUCCUGAGAAGAAUUCACUUAGACAGACCUACAACAGCUGUGCCAGACUGUGCUUAAACCAGGAAACAGUAUGUCUUGGAAGCACUGCUAUGAAGACUGAAAAUUGUGUGGCCAAAACAAAACUUGCCAAUGGCACUUCCAGUAUGAUUGUGCCCAAGCAAAGAAAGCUGUCUGCAAGCUAUGAGAAGGAGAAGGAGCUCUGCGUCAAGUAUUUUGAACAGUGGUCCGAGUCUGAUCAGGUGGAGUUUGUGGAGCACCUCAUCUCCCAGAUGUGUCACUACCAGCACGGACAUAUAAACUCAUACCUCAAACCCAUGUUACAGAGGGACUUCAUCACUGCGCUGCCAGCUCGGGGUUUGGACCACAUUGCCGAGAACAUUCUGUCCUACUUGGAUGCCAAAUCAUUGUGUGCUGCUGAGCUGGUGUGCAAGGAGUGGUACCGGGUGACGUCGGAUGGCAUGCUGUGGAAGAAGCUGAUCGAGAGAAUGGUCAGGACAGACUCUCUGUGGAGGGGGUUGUCAGAGAGGAGAGGAUGGGGACAAUACCUAUUUAAAAAUAAGCCUCCUGAUGGGACUGCACCACCCAACUCCUUCUACAGAGCACUUUACCCCAAAAUUAUACAGGACAUAGAGACAAUAGAGUCAAACUGGCGGUGUGGAAGGCACAGUUUACAGAGAAUCCACUGCCGAAGUGAGACGAGCAAAGGGGUUUACUGUUUACAAUAUGACGAUCAGAAGAUAGUAAGUGGCCUACGAGACAACACUAUCAAGAUCUGGGAUAAGAAUACGUUGGAAUGCAAGCGAAUUCUCACCGGACACACGGGUUCUGUCCUGUGCCUCCAGUAUGAUGAACGGGUGAUCAUUACUGGAUCUUCAGACUCAACGGUCAGGGUGUGGGAUGUGAACGCAGGCGAGAUGCUGAAUACACUGAUUCACCACUGCGAAGCAGUACUGCACCUCCGCUUUAAUAACGGCAUGAUGGUGACAUGUUCCAAAGACCGUUCCAUUGCUGUGUGGGACAUGGCUUCACCAACAGAUAUCACCCUGAGGAGGGUGCUAGUAGGGCACCGAGCUGCUGUCAACGUAGUGGACUUUGAUGACAAGUACAUUGUAUCAGCAUCAGGUGAUAGAACUAUAAAGGUAUGGAACACUAGUACCUGCGAAUUCGUGCGCACUUUAAAUGGCCACAAACGAGGCAUCGCAUGUCUGCAGUACAGAGAUAGGCUAGUAGUGAGUGGCUCUUCGGAUAAUACUAUCAGGCUGUGGGAUAUUGAGUGUGGGGCAUGUUUACGAGUACUGGAAGGCCACGAAGAGUUGGUGAGAUGCAUACGCUUUGAUAACAAGAGGAUAGUCAGCGGGGCAUAUGAUGGGAAAAUUAAAGUGUGGGAUCUGGUGGCUGCUUUGGACCCCCGUGCUCCAGCAGGGACCCUCUGCCUGCGAACCCUUGUGGAGCAUUCUGGAAGAGUCUUUCGACUUCAGUUUGAUGAGUUCCAGAUCGUCAGCAGCUCACAUGAUGACACCAUCCUCAUCUGGGAUUUUCUGAAUGACCCAGCUGCCCAAGCAGAAUCCACUCGUUCCCCGUCCAGAACAUACACCUACAUCUCAAGAUAAAUAACACUACACUGUACCUCACACUUGCACAGGACUCAUUUAAGCUGCAGUAUUUAAAUUAUCUGCCAAUGCCAGGACAAAAGAACUAUCCACGUAACCAAUACUUGCUGAAGAGAGAGGCUCUCAGACUUGUUUCUGGAACAAAGUUGGCAUGCGGUUGAUCUCAGACAGGGUCUACUCAGCGCGGCUGACUGCUAAAGUGCUGCUAUAUCAGAAGAUGACUUUUAUCUUUCAUGAACAAUUAACAUUUUUAAACCUUCCCUUCCUUUCUUCCCCCUCUUCCCCAUCUUCCUUUUCACUCCUCUUCCCUCUUUGGUUCCCUUCCAGACCCAGUCACAGAUGUCCUAUGAAUAUAUUUAAGAUGUUGCCAGAAUGUGUUGCUUUGCUGUUAAGCAGAAGACUUAUAGCCACAGUGCACCCUGCUGAGAGAGUCACUUCAGGGCUGGGAGGGUGGGUGGGGAGAAGGCUGCUGCUUUCAGACUGCAAUCAAUAUCCAUUGCUGGGCCUUUAUAAAAGCAUUCAACUCUGAAGAGCAAGAGAAACACUUAAAACAGCCAGACCAUAGGCCCUCCUCCCUGCGGCUUUUGGCUGUUUCUGGCUGCAGAACUAUAUUUUGUGGAGAGAGGACCCUUGAAAUUUGACUAUUAUGAGCCAAAUCCAUCUCUUUCCUCUCCUGCCUGCUCUUCUAACCCUUUGGAAGCUGGAUAUGUAUUGUAAUCUCCCUUAACAUCUGCUUGGCUGGGGAAAGCUAGUCAACGAAAAGUUAAACCCUCUUCUGCCAAAGUCCCAAGCAUGACGGCCUGAGGUUGAGAUCCAGUCCCCGCCCCCGGUGUGGACCGCUGGCUGAGGGAGGUAUCUCACUAGCAAAGGGGUUGUCUGUACCAAGGACAGUCUUCCUCCUGAUGUUGUCCCUGGAGACAGCGUGUUGCUGAUGGCUUAGGAAUCAUUCUGUGUGUAGGAUGUUUGAGGCUAGGGUGAGAAGGAGAGCUGGACAUUACUCUUUUCUUUCCAUCCCCUUUCCCCUCAGAGAGGCUGUAGCCCCGUGCUGGAAGCGGGAGCUGCUAAGAACCUUGCAGAGCUCUUGAGACUGAGCCAUCCUAGCAGGAGUGGGGACGCUACAUGAGUACUCUGGCCAUGACAGCAAGAUUUUGUUCACAUGCACAGCAGUGGGGCACAGUCCCCUGGUGAUGGCAAAUGAAUGUGGCCCUGAGUACGGUCAGUAAAGUUAGCAGUAGCUCCAGGAUAGUUCUGUGGCAUUUCUGCGGUUGGCCCUUCUAGAAAGCAUUAGGAGGGGAGAGCCUUUGCUGUGCUUCCCUAGCCUUUGUGCAUGCUGCAUUACAGUUUAGGGGCACCACACAAUUAGUCCCUUUACUGAUAGCUGGGCUGGAUCUUUGCUUUGCAGCUGAGGCUUUUGUGAAUUGAUGUAGUUUAAAAGAGAAAAGUAGCCCUGAAGAGGAGGGACAUGGGGAGCAAUUCUGCAUGUCUCUGAACUCGACAAAGAGGUCUGGGGGAAAACAGCUGUUUCCACAGAGCUGAAGUGAAUUGCAGCAGGCCUGCAUUUGGAUCAGAAAAGAUUGUGUAAACCAGACCCUGGUUAUUCCAGGUUGGGCCCACAUUUUUACUGUAGGUCUUGAAUAACUCGCACUGCCUUGGUAGGGAGUUGCUCCAAUGCCACAGUAAGAAAUCGGGGCCUUUUGUCUCUGGGGUAGAGAAGUUUUAAACAGAGUUAGUAACAUCCCCUAAACUUGGAACUUAGCAGAUGGGAAAUUUUAUUUAGCCAUUCUCAUCAAAUUCACUUUGCUGCAGAAGCAGUUGCAUCGUUUCUACAUGCUUGGGAUGCAGUUUUUCCAUCAAUGAAAUUUUGCAAGGAGCUGAGCCAAGAGUCCCCAGAGAGCAGUCCACGGGGCUUAAAUCAUUUUGGUGGCAGCCGAGAUGGACAAAAGGCAAUGGAGUUAUGGAGGAAGGGAUAGCCGGUGCUUGCAGAGUAACUAGUACAGCUCUAAAAGCGCAUGAGCAGCAGUGUUAAGCACCCAGCUUCCUGUAUUUUCACUGAGGCACGAAACUACAUCAGUGCUAAAGAGCGUCUUAGAGCAUGUGGUGACACUCCUGUUUUCUGCUUGUUUGAACUACUAUUGUAGAAAGAGCCAAACAGGUUAACUCUCUUAAGUACCACUGACAGUAUGACCUAUCCCUCCAGAGUCCUUAAAGUUCUGAAUCUCGACUGUAAGUUCAUCCACAGCUAAUUGUGACACUACUUUUAGGUCUAGGAAGGCCGUUUGGGAUUUCAGGCAGUUAAGCAUAGCACACAUACUGCAAUCCCAAAUCAAAACUGGCUGGGGAGCAUAGAGAGUCAAAGUUUACAUGCCAGACUUCCCUGAGCUCAAGUUCUGAGUCUUAAUAGUAUGUGAACACUGUUCCUCUAAGUUCAGUUUUUACAAGGUCUGCAGUGUGGUCACCUGUAGGCAGUUUAUAAAACCUUGACUGCAGAUUUAAUAGUCAUUUUCCAUCCUCAGUUUGUCUUAUCAUCCUCUCUCUUCUACCUUCAGGUUAUUGUAGAAAGCAGUGAUCUAUUCUCCCAGCCCCUGAAGGCUGCAGAGCUUUGUGAUAUUUUAACUGCAUCUUUGGGAGUAAUGCCUGAAAGGAUGCCUUUUUAUUUAUUUAUUUUCUUUUUUUGCUAAUUAAGAGAAUUUGGGAAAACCAAAAGACUAGUUGGCCAAACACAGAGAUAAUACCAUUGCAGAUUGUCAUUGGUUGUCAUAGCCCUGCUGCUCCAUGCUGCUAUUUUGUAACUUCUAAGCACUGUAGGGUAUUUGAGUGGUACCACAGUUUGAACUCUGCUGUAUAGAGCUGUUUAAGGUACAGUUUGUGAGCAACAGCUGAAAUCCAUGUUUGGCAAAUGGUAAGAACGGUGUCUCAUUGUCAAGAAGGGACUGUGUCUGGGUACUUAAAUACAGAAUUGCAAAAGGGGGAGGAUUCCUACCCCAAUUACUGAGUUGUACAAAUUUUCCUGAUAGCUAAGAAGGAAACUGAAGUUAACUGAUCUAACUUGAACUUGAAUCUGCCACAGUUUGACAUUUGUUGGUGUUCAUUGUGCACCCAGGGAGGAAUAAUCUGGUAAGUAGAUCUCCCAGUGUCAGAAGAAAGUGGCUCAUGUGUGUGUGUGUGCGUGUGUGUGAGUGUGAGUGUGCAAGAGUGCAUGUGAGAGAAAGGUUUCAGCAUGAACCGAAAGGGUAAUCCCUCAGCCAGGUUGGAGUAAUUGCAGAGUUUAUAAUGGAAAGAACUAGAAGGUGCCUGCUAAAAGGAGAUAAAAGCAAGGUUUGGAAUUGUCUGUGGGUUUUAAGUGUUGCACAUCACUUUGAAAUGGAAUGAAAAGAGAUGAAAUCUCUCUGCUGCGUAGAGAUCGUCACUUCUGCCACAAGUAGGAAGCUCACGCUAGCCUUCCCCCUUGGACUAUGCGAUCAAAAGUACUGGAGGUGCGGGACAUUAAGAGCAGGACAAUCCAUUAUGGCCACAUCAUCUCCUGCUUGUGACUCCUUUGGCAAUGGGGCACAGUUUUGCUGCAAAUAUUUCUCAUCCUCAGAGGAAUACAGCUUGCUUUAAAAUAUGCAAAUAGAAAAUGUCAUGAAGGAAUUUGCAGCGAGAGAAUUUCUGCAGCUGUCUCUCCUGGAGCAGUUCCCUCUGCUCCCCGUUAACUUUCAGAGACAGGCACAUUCUCUGUUGGAACAGAAGGAUUCGGGUGACAAGUUUAGAAGCCUGUGAUCAUCAGAAAUGCUGAAAUGCUUUAAACUUGUUUCUAAACUGGAAGCUGACUUGGACCACCAUGCUCUACCUACCCACCUCCUGCUCCAAAGGAUCCUUUUUUCUUUCUCUUAAAUUUUUUUUUUGAACACUGAAAAUGCUGGAGAGUAACAUGUGCAUUUCUCUGCUCCCAGGUGUGCAUUUCCUGCCCCUACUGUGCGGUCCUUUCUCAGUCUGAGCACACCUCCAGGCUUGGGUCUGAGGUUCUCGGCAUCCCAACUCCAAUGGGGAGUUAUUGAUGUUCAGCGCAUCUCCAGGUCGAGCUCUUCCCCUAACUCUGUUAGCUUCCUUUAAUGCCAUUUUAGAUUUGCUUUUUGUGGCUGAUGAUUCCUAAAGUAGCUUGUGGAGGAGCAUUUGUGGUUGACCCAUGGUAUGAGCUGCUUCUCCUAAUUGGGGAAGCUGAUGAGAUGGAGCAGCCAGUCUUCCUACUGCAGACUGGCUCUCAACUGUGGGAGGAAAAGGAGGAGAUGACCCAUGUGGUUGAAAGCUAGGAGAGGAGUGUGGGGAUGGAGAUGGAUCUCUACAGAAGUGGGGACAAUUCUGACAAUAGCCUAGUUUGUGUACUUGGCUCAGAAGAAAGGAGGUUUUUGUGAGAACACUGAAAAUCAUCAGGAUGUAAUGAAGUAAUGCCUCCCAAGUGCUGAACUGGUCAGCUGAUGCCCCCUUUUAGGUUGCACUGGGGCCUGAGGAGAGAGGGACAGUCUAAAUUACGCUGGCCAAGACAAGAAUGAACUUUGCCAGGGUCUCCAAGUGGCAUGCAUGAUGCAUCUGACAUGCUGAGCCUUGCCCUGCUGUUGUUCCCCCAGAAGCAAUAAGCAAUCGCUUCUAGAAGGAGAGGGGAACAGCAAGUGACCGAGCUGUCCCGCAAAGGAGGUCUUCGUAUGAAAUCCCUCCUUCCUCCUGCCAGCAAAUCCCUGCUGGGUUGAUUGGCAUGAGGGGCACACAGUCAUUCGUUCCCGACUUUUAAUACAGAGAAUCAUUUGUCGCAGAAGCAACCCGUCUCUUGGGUGCGUUCCUUCUCAACCUCCGCGGCGGGUUGAGAAGAAAGGUUGCCUGCUGAGGCUGAGCAUUUGACUUCCCCUUUUUUGCCCCCAACCCAUAUUUUUUUAAUGAGAUGUAGCCUUCUGGCUAGUGGCAAAUUCCCAAGGCUUCUCUCCCAGAGUAAGCCUUGACAUACUGCCAGAAUAAAUCAUCCUUUGUCUUGUCAGAAAAUAUUCCCCUUGACUUUCUGCUUGUUCCCAAAGACCAUUGGUUUUCCCCUUUUGCCCAGUGGAUAUCCCACGGAAGUUGUCACCAAUGAUUGAUCCUCAGUGAUGCUAAGCUGAUUCUCUCAAAACUAUGGGGAUUCUGAUAUACAUAGAUGUACAAUCAGCAAAGCUCUCUUAACAUACUGUAACCAACUCCUAAAAUAGGUCCCUUGUUUCAACAGCCUAUCGCCCUGAAAGUUACUGUGAUUUCUGCUCAGGUAGGGAACAAAUGCAGCUGUGGCCGGAAAAGUGAGCAUGAAACACCAACCUUCCUCGCACACCAUCUCUGCUCCAUGCCUGUAUUAAGAAUUACAGUCUGUUACCUUUACAAGCAAAGUGUUUUGAUCUGUUACUGCUGUAGCACAGGUUUACACAUGAGCAAAGCCCUGUAUGCUGAGGCAUUACUGCUGGAAAAGGGUUGGCCAGCUUGUCCCAAGCUGUUUGCAGAGCUGGCAGUUGGCCUUGUAAAAGGAGCUAGCUGUGACAAAACCUGGGCAGUUCAGUGUGGGAUUCUUGUGUUGCUUUUGAGAGUAUAAUUCUGCUUUCAGCUACUUUGUCCUUCUGAUUUGAGGCAUUGCAGGGCUCACCCUAAACACAGUUCUAAGAUGGCACAAAAAUGUUUUUGGCUUCAGUAAAAUUGAACUGAUCCAGUUUCUCCCAAUCAUUUUACACCACUACCUUUAUCAGAGCUCCGUGCCUACCAGGCCAACCUAUGCUGCAUCACUCCUACCUGCUCAGACUGAGAUGGAUGUGGAAGUGGGAGAGGUGAGAAAACAUGGUUUCUCCAGAGUUUUCUGUUUGUUACUGCUAUAUUUGUUAUCUGGAUUCUUAAGUAAUGAGUGCUUUGAAUUUUGUGAUUAUGUUACAGUGAUGUGUAGUUAACGUACUAAUGUUGACUUGAGCUAGAAUCAUGGUAACAGUGUGGGUUUUUUUUUUUUAACUGUUCAGAAAAUAACUUAAAUACAAAUAUAAAGAUUAAGCUGUGAA